AUGAAGAAUCCUUAUUCCCUUCCAUCCACAUACACAAUGGGGAACUGCAUAAAAGUUUCAUUCCGGCCACCCCAAGAGAAGAUCAAAGCUGUUGUCUUUAAUGGAGAAGUGGAAGAGUUCAAAGCCUCAACAUCUGUGGAGAAGAUCACUUCUGGACCCUACAUUGGGUUCAAACUGGUGCACCGUGCCCAGCCACAUUCAUCAUUGCCGCCCAACAGCAAGGUAGAACCUGGCCAUUUAGUUCCUUAUCUAACCCAGCCUAGUAAACCCUUGGUUUCUCCAAAAAGAGCCAACAAAGAAAGCUGUAAACGGCAGAAAGUAAAAAUUGUGCUGACUAGGGAUCAACUGGAGCUGCUUUUGAGAGGUGCUAAGAAGCUCCAUCCUCCCGGAGAUAUUGCUGUUCAAAUGUUAAAGAGUUUUGGGUUUGAAGAAGCGUCUCCAAUAUGGCGACCAUCAUUGGCUACCAUUCCAGAGCCUCAAGAGGAGCAAUGACAGACACAAUAGGCAAAGAGUCAUCAUCCUUUUGAUUUGCAUGCACUCUUCUGAGAGUUGCUUCCGCAGCAAACUGUGCGGCCAAUGCAUUUUUCUUGUCAUUUGUUAGUUUCUUGAU
Molecule: messenger RNA, 610 nt
Organism: Ziziphus jujuba (common jujube)
Lineage: Eukaryota; Viridiplantae; Streptophyta; Magnoliopsida; Rosales; Rhamnaceae
Exons: 2
Coding region: 1-492 (163 amino acids)
Source: RefSeq, a predicted model, not a curated record